GGAAACAGCAGGCGAGACCUGGAAAUGGACCCGUGAUCUGGAUUGUCUUCUUUCUGGAAAGCUCUCAAGCAGGAUUUGAGUGAUGCUGUCCUUGGCAGGUGGAUCCCAGUCCCCUCUGUUUCUUGAUUGGCUUUUGAAAAGGAUGAGCAUUGACAUACUCCCUGUCCCAUUAACUCUACGAGGUAGACACUCCAGUUAUCUCCAGUUUAUAAGAGGAAGCUGAGGCUGGGAAAUGGAGGGACUGAGCUUUGGGCAGGCUCUUCCCCGUACAAGCUGUGUGUGCUCCUGUUCUUUCUCUUCAUCACGCGGUACUGCAUCCAUUCUCUUCUGAUUACCCUACAUUUCUCUACUGACCCCUGAGGGGAUGGAGUUGGAGCCAAGGGAAGCUUUCAUGCUGAUGGAUUACCAUGUUGUUUUGCUUCAUGUGUCAAGUGGAGGACAGAGCUUCAUUUAUGAUCUCGAUACUGUCUUGCCAUUUCCCUGCCCCUUUGACACUUACGUAGAAGAGGCCUUUAAGUCUGACGAUGACAUUCAUCCACAGUUUAGGAGGAAAUUUAGAGUGAUCCGUGCAGAUUCCUACCUGAAGAACUUUGCUUCCGACCGAUCUCACAUGAAAGACUCCAGUGGGAACUGGAGAGAGCCUCCUCCACCCUACCCCUGCAUUGAAACUGGAGACUCCAAAAUGAACUUGAAUGAUUUCAUCAGUAUGGAUCCUGAAGUAGGAUGGGGCGCUGUCUACACGCUGUCUGAAUUUGUACAUCGGUUUAGCAGUAACUACUGAAUUUGACAUCAGGAUGUGGAACUGUGCAGAAAUUCUAGGACAUGGACAAGCUAUUCUUUCGUUUAGGACAGCAAACAUUAUGGUACARUUGGCUUGGAGUUACAUUUUUCUUUUGAUUCAAUUGAGGGGAAACAUGAGUGAACACAAAUAUCUGUGAACUGAAUAAAACCUUUUUUGGGCUGGGGCUGUAGCUCAGUGGUAGAAAAUAUGUGCUUAGCAUAUGUGAGACUUUGGGUCCCAUCCCCAGCAACUCAGAAAUAUAAAAUAAAAUGUAGUCUUUUUUAACAAAAUGUCAAGUUGAAACUUGAUGUAGCAUGUAAUUGCUAGGUUAUUCCUGUGGCUUAUUUGCUAAAACACGUGAUGACUUAUGUGGGUGAUAGCUCUUGUUAAGAUAGAGGUGUGGACUGGAGCCAGCUCCGUUUGUCUGAUCUGGGUGUUUCCUGUCUCUCUGGCUACACUAARCUUCUUGUGGGCAGGGCCAUGCCUGUGGCUGUGGAAAUCUAUGAUGCCCAUAGAAGGUGCCCAUAAAAUAUUUCUAGAGACAGUGCUGCUGCCUGGGAAGGGAUAAUACUGUGAGCUGAAUCAGCAGUAAGUAUUAGUCUUUUUGGACUAUGAUGUUGUUAAAAAGGUUGAAGUUCUCUUAGGCUGAGUGAUAUUUGGCCUAUUUGUAAAUUGUUUUAAAUAAAAUAGAUUUAAAACUAGUUUUGUUUUGAAGAUUUUGUGUUGCUCUUGGUGAUCCAAAACACCUAAGAAUGUCUUAAUCAUUGAUGAGAACCAUUGCUUUAAAACACAUUGAUCAUGUCUGCCUUUUUGAAGAUGCCUUGGAAA
Molecule: messenger RNA, 1609 nt
Organism: Urocitellus parryii (Arctic ground squirrel)
Lineage: Eukaryota; Metazoa; Chordata; Mammalia; Rodentia; Sciuridae
Gene: Ntaq1
Product: N-terminal glutamine amidase 1
Cellular component (GO): cytosol; nucleus
Molecular function (GO): protein-N-terminal asparagine amidohydrolase activity; protein-N-terminal glutamine amidohydrolase activity
Source: RefSeq, a predicted model, not a curated record